AUGCGAUUCCAUGAGCUGAUCGUCAACAUCUUGAGGACUGAGGGUCCUCGAGGCUUCUACCGCGGGUUGUCCCCAGGAAUUCUGCGGCAUUGCAUCUACAGCACCUCGCGUAUCUUGCUGUAUGAGAAGCUUCGAAGUGAGAUGGCACAACGACGGGGUUCAGAGGCAGCACUGUACCAGAAAGCACUGAUUGGAGGAGCGUCUGGCCUGCUGGGACAAGCGCUGGCGUCUCCAGCAGACCUGGUGAAGGUCAGGAUGCAAGCUGAUGGGAGGAACGUGGCAAGAAAUCUCCCAGCAAGGUACUCCGGCAUCGCCGAUGCCUUCACCAAGAUCGUCCGCAGCGACGGUUUCCUGGGGCUUUACGCUGGGUUGGGUCCUAACCUGACUCGAGCUGCGCUUGUCAACAUUGGAGAGCUCACAGCCUACGACUCGGCCAAGCACUUCCUCCUCGGCAAAGGAUAUCCUGACAAUGUCGGCGUGCAUGCGGGUUCGGCCUUCAUCUCCGGAUUCUUUGCGACUCUUCUGUCGUGUCCUGCUGACGUGGUGAAAUCAAGAAUUAUGGCAGAUGGUUCGGGCAUGUAUCGGAACAUGCUCGACUGCCUGCUCGUCACCGUCCGCCAAGAAGGUGUGCUCGCACUGUACAAGGGGUUCUUGCCCAGUUGGAUCCGUCUGGCUCCCUGGCAACUCACCUUCUGGGUCGUCUAUGAAGAGCUGCGGAAGCUAUCAGGGAUGAAGAGCUUCUAA
Molecule: messenger RNA, 744 nt
Organism: Guillardia theta CCMP2712
Lineage: Eukaryota; Cryptophyceae; Pyrenomonadales; Geminigeraceae
Exons: 4
Coding region: 1-744 (247 amino acids)
Biological process (GO): response to cold
Source: RefSeq, a predicted model, not a curated record